GUACGUAUGAUAUUCAAAGAGUAAUUAAAAUUCGGAAAAAAUCGUUUCAUUUCCACACCGGCGCGACGAUGACUGGUCUAAGCAACUGCACGGCGCCGCCUCCGCCGGGUUCUUCCCCAGCCGCCGCUGCUUCUCGAGGGUAGCGUCAGCCCUCUCAAGUCCGCGCCUUGAUACUUUUUGCGGAGGGUUUUAUAGCUGGUGGGGCAGCUGGUGUUUUAGUUGAAACAGAUUUAUAUCCUGUUGAUCGAUACAAUAAAGACACAGUUGCAGACUGCAUGAGGUGGAGGUCAAAUAAUUCUCAAAGGUUUAUAUUCUGGCCUUGCUGGGGUCUUACCUGCAUCUGCUGUGUUUGUUGGUGUUUAUGAGCCUGCCAAGCAAAAGCUUUUGAGGACCUUUCCAGUGAACCUCAGUGCUGUUGCCAUCUGGCAUGGCUGGUUCUUUCAUUCGUGUACCCACUGAGUCUUGAUGCUUCAGGUUGUUAAGCAACGAAUGCGUACGGGUCAAUUUACUUCUGCCCCUAAUGUUGUCCAAACAAUUUUUGCCAAAGAGGGCUUUAAAGGUCUCUGUAAGAACAAAUACUUCUGCAGCAGCAACAUGAAAACAAAUACAGUUGAAGAUUCCCUCAUCUCCACUUUCACAAAAAGACCCUUCUGCUUGGAAUCCCCUGAGCUUCAAGAAUUGAGCUCAAAGCUCACUUCCCAACUGGUUGAAACCGUCUUAAAGUCAUUGAGGAACUGGAGAUCGGCUCAGCUAUUCUUCCAAUGGGCUUCCAAUCAACGUGGUUACACGCACAACUGCUAUGUGUACAAUGCCAUAGCUGAAAUCCUAUCAACUGCUCGACAAAAUGCCCCACUGAGGGAGCUUGCUUUAGCUUUAACUAAAACACCGUGUUAUUGGUCACCAGGGGCUUUUGGAUAUUUUCUCAGGUGUCUAGGUAGUCAGGGUUUAGUUGAAGAAGCUAAUUCGUUGUUUGAUCAUAUGAAAAUGUCUGCACUUUGUACUUUGAAUGGCUAUAGCUAUAAUUGUUUGUUGGAGGUUAUUGCGAAAAGUGGUGAUGUCGGUCUAUUGGAGCAUAGGUUGAAUGAGAUGAGAGAAUUGGGUUGGCCCAUCGAUAAGCAUGCAUUGACACCGGCUUUACAAUGCUAUUGCAAUGCCAACCAGUUCGAUAAGGCAAUUCUGGUUUUCAAUGAUUUGACUAAAAAGGGAUUGGUUGAUCAGCAUAUAGUGGCUAUUUUAGUUCUGUCUUACAGUAAGUGCGGGGAAGUUGACAUGGCGUUUGAGUUGAUUGAGUGGGCUGAAAGGAAUCUUAAAAUUAGUUUGAAUGAGAAAACAUUAUGCAUUUUAAUCCAUGGCUUUGUGAGGGAGGAUAGAGUGGAUAAAGCUAUACAACUGUAUGAUAAAAUGAAGAAACAUGGAUAUUUUCUCGAUGUUUCCAUUUAUUAUGUACUAAUUAGAGGUUUAUGUAAGAAUAAGGAGAUAGAGAAAGCCCUAAUGUUGUACAAGUACAUGCGGGUGUCAGGAAUUCCUCCUGAUGUGCAAAUAAUUUACCAGCUUUUGUCAUGUAUACUGGAUGAGAGAGACAUGAUUCAAUUGCUUGAAGAUGCUUUGAUGGAUUUGGAUGCGGGGAGAAGGCUUUCGUUGUUUAGUUCUAUUUUGAAAGAUCUCAUUAACGGUGGAUAUGAUGAUAAAGCUUACUGUCUGCUGAAGGCAAGUAUAGGUUCUGGUCUGAAUGAAAACAGUCAGGGAGGUGUGAUAUCUUUAACAAAGGUAAAGCUUGAUUCAACUUGUUUUGAAAUUGUCAUUGGUGGCUUAUGCAAUGCUGGUAAACUAGAUAUGGCUCUAGACUUGUUCCAUUCUAUGGAUCGAUAUGGUUGCACUCGUAGUGUUCUACUUUUCAAUAAUUUGAUUCAGUGUUUGAGCAGUGCCGAUAAGUUGAAUGAAUGCUUUAAUCUCCUCAAUAAGAUGGAGACAGAAAUCCACCCUACGCACUUCACCUAUAACUGCAUACUUGGAUCCUUGUGUAGACAACUGGAUGUUGUCGGAGCUAUUGAUUUGUUGAGGGAGAUGCGUUCUUGUGGGCAUGAGCCGUGGAUUAAAAACUAUACGUUGCUUGUUAAGAAGCUAUGUGAACAUGGAAAGGCAGAUGAAGCAUAUAGCUUCCUUACAGACAUGAGCAAAGAAGGAUUCCUCCCUGAUAUGAUUGCUUAUUCUGCAAUCAUUGAUGGCUAUCUGAAUGGCAAUGAACUAGACCGUGGUAUGGAGCUAUUUAGAGAGAUUUGUGGACAAGGUUAUUGUCCUGAUGUAGUGGCCCAUAACACUAUCAUCAAGGGGCUUUGUAAGGCUAAAAGGAUGAAUGAAGCUGAAGAUAUUCUGAAAGAGAUAUUUGACAAGGGACUUGUCCCAUCAGUAGUUACAUACAACUUGUUAAUUGAUGGCUGGUGCAAAGAGGGAAAUGCUGAUCAGGCUGUUUUGUGUUUUUCGAUGAUGAUAGAACAGGAAGUGGAACCAAAUAUCAUUACCUAUACAACUCUAGUAGAUGGAUUGUGCAGUUCUGGAAAACUGGAAGACGCUCUUAAUCUUUGGAUCGAAAUGGAGCAUAAGGGAUGUCGCCCUAAUAGAAUUUCUUACAUGGCUCUCAUUCAUGGGCUUUGCAAGUGUCAUCGACCAGAUUGUGCUCUGGUCUAUCUGCAGGAGAUGGAGAAUAAGGAUAUGUUACCUGAUCCAUAUGUUUACCAAGCUUUAGUAGAAGCUUUUUCAUCAGAAUCAAACUUGGCCAUGGCUCAUAAAGUACUGGACAAGAUGUCCAAGCUUGGUUCCUCAAAGGUAUUCUCACCCACCAAAAAGAAAUAGGCAGACAGAAUCUUGAAGGUUACUGCAGUUUAUACAGAGAAUGGCUGUAGAUGUUCUUCACUCUUUAUGAAGCAACAGUUAUGGGUUGGUUGAUUGAGCUGUUUCUUUCCCAUGGUUGAUUGCUUUGAAUGACUAUGAAAGUUAUUGGAAAUGGAGCUAUUUAUGUCAUUGGUUACCGUUUUGGAGAUUAAUAGCCAUGAGCCUAAGUUACACAUGUCAUUUAUUUGUGGUAACUGGGAUAUUCAUUUAAGAAGUGUGAGCAAUUGAAUAGAUUUUAAAAAAAGGAAAAAAGGAAAUGCAUAAUAUUACUAUGUCGUACGGAAUAAUAUGAAUCUCAGCAUAGUUUGCGUAAUAAUAAUGCAUGCAUACAUUCUUAUUUUAUUAAUUGGUCAAUUGAUUUGUCAAAUGGCAACAUUAUAUUAAUACACAUUUUCUUUUGCAAUUGCUAAUUUACCCUUGUAGUAAAACAUACUACUAUGUUCUAGUACUAAUUUAAUAAUUUUUUAUAUCCAUUUCAUAUUAAUUUAUCUACAAGUCCCAAUACUUAAUUUCUAUAGUGUUUUAGUCAUAUAAACUUUAUUAUUCAUCCUUUGCAAUUAUUAUUUUUUUUAAUGUUGAAUUAUUUAUUGUUCAAUCCCCACUCCCUGAUUUUCUAAUUGGAACGGUAAAUUCCAUCUAAGUCCAAUUUUAGGGUGUUAAAAAAUGUUUAUAUUUUGAAGAAAGUUGAGUUACUUGUGAUGUUUGCUUUUUAUAAGCAUCGAGUUUUAGGUGCUGAUGGCUGCAACCGCUCCGUUUACAUUAGCUGUUGAUGCAAAGAGCUCUCCUGCAUUAUCAUUAGGUAAUUUGCAUCAAUUUCAUCUAUUAUUUGCUGAAACCAAGUAUUCUGCUCUCCACAUGUUCUUUUUGUGCCAUCAUUUGCUAGUAUGUGUGGUUUGAAAUCGAACCAAGUUUUUGAAUUUAUCAUAUGGUUGUUGAUGUUUCAUACUUACCUUUUUCUGAUGGAUGUGUUUAGUGAAGUAACAAGGUAGAGAAUUGAUUUUAAGGGUUGUUUCAUGCAGCAACGAUUGUAGAGGUGUUUUGUGAUGACAAUUUGAGUUUUAUGAUGGAUGCCUUCCAACUGAGUUUGUGAAUUAGUAAUAAUUUGUUUCUUGUUGUUUUGUAUUCAUCUAUUUGUAAUUGGUGAUUUUAGUGAAGCAACAAGUUACAGAAAUUAUUUCUAUGAUUGCUUCAUGCAAUGAUGAUUGUAGAUGUGAUUUUGUGAUGAAAAUGUAAAUUAUAUGAUGGAUGCUUUCCAAUUGCACUUUCCAAACGCGAUUGGCAAUAAACUAUAAUUGAAAAUUUGUUUAGUUUUCAUUUUAGUGUUAACACUGUUUUAAUUUAGUAUUCUCUGGAUCCUAAUUGAAUUGCAAAUUUUGUUUUUCGGGGUUAUUUUAACAAGAAAAUACAAAACCUUUGGUUGGAACCUGGAAGGUUCUUUGCAUCAGUUAAUGCGUGAGAAGAAAAUCCUUUUGACUUUUGCGACUACAAUUUGGUACGGUUGGGAUCUAUAGUUCUGAUCUUCUCAAUUUAGAAUAUAUGCAUCAGAGGCUGCCUAUAAAACAACCAGCAGAAUCAGUGUGAAUAUGUAGCUUCUUCUUUUGGAGGACCUCUCUACUUGAACUAUGGUUCAUGCUUGUACUCGUUGAUUAUAUUCAGCCAUUUCCUAUUUGCGACAACCCUUGGUUUAUGGAAACACAUGUUACUAUUUUUUGUGGACAUCCCAAAGAUUUCGGACAAUGCAUCUGCUGUGUUUGUUGGUGUUUAUGAGCCUGUCAAGUGCCAAGCAAAAGCUUUUGAGGACCUUUCUAGUGAACCUCAGUGAUGUUGCCAUCUGGUUGUUAAACAACAAAUGCGGACAUGCCAAUUUACUUCUGCCCCUAACGGUGUCCGGAUGAAUGUUGCCAAAGAAGGAUUUAAAGGUGUCUAUGUGACUACUGGAUGUUUCCGAAGCUCUUGAUUUGUUGAGGGAGAUGGAUUGUGCAGUUCAGAUGCUCUUAAGCUUUGGAUCGGAAUGGAGCAUAGGGGAUGUCGUGCAUAGCUCUCUUAGUGAGUGUCGUCGCCCAGAUUGUGCUCUGGUCUGGUCUGGUCUAUCUGCAGGAGAUGGACCAAGCUUUAGUAGGAGCUUUUUCAUCAACUAAAAACUUGUUUAGGAUUAAUUUGUUAAAGUGAGCAAAGAUUGAUGGUGUAGGGGGACAUUAUUAAUUCCCUUUAUAUGUAUAUUUGAUUUUUCUAGGUAAAAAAAGUAGGCAGGCAGAAUCUUGAAAGUUUCUACAAGGAAUUACUCAAGUUGUACUUCAAUCUUUUUGAAGCAAGAGUUAUGGUUGGUUGAUUGA
Salvia splendens (bonfire salvia) is the source of this 5222-nucleotide messenger RNA. RefSeq names its product Tetratricopeptide repeat (TPR)-like superfamily protein. Gene Ontology annotation, molecular function: protein binding. The coding region runs from base 466 to 2850 and encodes 794 amino acids. Lineage: Eukaryota; Viridiplantae; Streptophyta; Magnoliopsida; Lamiales; Lamiaceae. The record is from RefSeq and is a predicted model, not a curated record. The transcript has 10 exons.